UCGACUCAGCAUAAAGCGCGGUCAAUUCUCACGAAAAACUCUUUUCAAAAAAUAAACAUCUUUUCAAAGAUGGUGAACAUUCCGAAGACCCGUAAAACGAUCUGCAAGGGUAAAUGCAAAAGGCAUACAACACACAAAGUGACACAAUACAAAGCUGGAAAGGCUAGCCUUCAUGUACAAGGAAAACGACGUUAUGAUAAGAAACAGCAAGGUUUCGGUGGACAAACUAAACCUAUAUUUCACAAAAAGGCUAAGACCACAAAGAAGAUUGUGCUGAGAAUGGAAUGCACAGAGUGCAAGCAUCGGAAACAAGUACCUAUCAAGAGAUGUAAGCAUUUUGAACUGGGUGGUGAUAAAAAGAGAAAGGGACAAAUGAUCCAGUUCUAACUUCAUUAAAAUUCAAUAAAUGGUUAUUGACAUUGAA
Messenger RNA from Dendronephthya gigantea, 424 nucleotides. RefSeq names its product 60S ribosomal protein L44-like. Gene Ontology annotation, molecular function: structural constituent of ribosome. NCBI's taxonomy places the organism in Eukaryota, Metazoa, Cnidaria, Anthozoa, Malacalcyonacea, Nephtheidae. Gene Ontology annotation, biological process: translation. Gene Ontology annotation, cellular component: cytosolic large ribosomal subunit; ribosome. The transcript is spliced from 5 exons. The coding region runs from base 70 to 387 and encodes 105 amino acids. The record is from RefSeq and is a predicted model, not a curated record.